AUGGAAUUAGAAUUAAAAGAAGCCCGUGAACUUGAAAAAUCAAAUCGCUCUCAUCUUCAAUCCUCGAGGGAUAUGAUAGGAAGUUUGCAGGAAACAGUUUCACAACUAGUUUAUUUAAAACGAGAUGUUCAAAAAUUAAAGUAUGAAAUAAAUUCCAAAGAUAUUACCAUAGCAAAUAUAAACAAGAUGAACGUCGUCGUAUUGGAAUACGAAGAGAAAAUACAAAGGAGUGCUUCAGAAAUAUCACAACUUCAGGACAAACUCGCGAUGCAAACAUCCAUUAAUGACGCUAACAUUGACGCCUACAGAAGGAAAAUAGAAGAUUUGGAAGGUAAGCUGAAACAGUGUCAGUUUAAGGAAUAUUUGGCCCAAAACAGCUUCUCCUCUCAAAUGGAAAACAGGGUCGAACGUCCAUAUUCAAUGAGUCGUGAUUAUUCUGAAAGCUCAGAAAUGAAUUCAGCUCCAUUAAGUCCUCGCAUGUCUGGCUACUCAAGACAAAAACCGACCUUACAAGUCGUGUACGACAACGGAACGUUACCGAAAAACGAGAAAAAAUCACAUUUCAAUAUAACCAAGAAGAGAAAACUAUAUAACGACAAGGACUUUCUAAAUCACUGA
This is a messenger RNA of Danaus chrysippus (African queen), 618 nucleotides long. The record is from the annotation of a GenBank genome assembly. Lineage: Eukaryota; Metazoa; Arthropoda; Insecta; Lepidoptera; Nymphalidae.